AUGCCGAACGACGUCGAUAAGUCACUUAUGGAGCGGCUGAAUGCUUUGAGAGGCAAAAGCGCAAGCUCCGAGAAACCCGUGUCAACAGAAAUCAAAGUCGAUUUAAUUGAAAGAAAGAAGUCACCAACUCGGGAUGAUACACUAGCCGCUCGUCUCAAGUCCCUACGGGAACGCAGCAAUGAGCCAGCAUCCCCAGCACCAGCACCCAAAACAGCUCAAGAAUCACCAAAGCCUCAAGCACCCCAACCAGAAAAGACACCACAAAAAGACACACCAAAGCCCAGCAUUGAAGAGGAUGAUGAAUCCAUUUUCCAAACAGACGAUCAAACCCUAGAAGAGCUCCUAGGCGACAUAGCACCAGAAGAUACUUUCAGCACAGAACCAGACGACGCAGAAGUAAAAGCCCUCCUAGAACAACUCGCAGACGCAAUCCCAAAGGAUGAAGAAGAAACGAAAGAUGACUCUGAUGAUUCAGAUGGAGAGAAGAUGGGCAAGGAUGUAGAUGAAGUCAUCGCGCGCUUUCGCGAUGAAGCAGAAGUCGAAGCCGCCCUCGCAAAAACCGAAGAAUCCGAUGACGGGGAAGAAACGAAUACAAAAGAAGGAGAUGUCACACUUCCAGAAGUUCCAUCAGAUCCUACCGACAUCCCUUCUUCUGCGCGUGCAGGAAGUGCGGAUAUAGAUGAUAUAACCGCCCGUCUCGCCGCUCUACGCGCUCCUUCACCGGAUCUAUCUCUCCCCUCCGUCCCAACAUCCAAACCCUCCGGUAAACCAGUCAACAGAUUAACUACAAAGACGAAUUACACCGACGACGACGUGGAAAAUUGGUGCACUGUUUGUCUCGAAGAUGCUACGCUACGAUGUCCCGGCUGCGACGAUGACGUUUAUUGUACGCGGUGCUGGUACGAGAUGCAUCGUGGACCACAAGCUGGUUUUGAUGAAAGGAGUCACAAGGCGGUACAAUUCACGAAGAACAAGAAGGAGAAGGAGAAGAAGAAAAAGGUUGCGUUGGGAGCGUAA
Fusarium coffeatum is the source of this 1017-nucleotide messenger RNA. RefSeq lists its product as uncharacterized. Bases 1 to 1017 code for a protein of 338 amino acids. The transcript is spliced from 2 exons. The record is from RefSeq and is a predicted model, not a curated record. NCBI's taxonomy places the organism in Eukaryota, Fungi, Ascomycota, Sordariomycetes, Hypocreales, Nectriaceae.